This is a messenger RNA of Acanthosepion pharaonis, 966 nucleotides long. NCBI's taxonomy places the organism in Eukaryota, Metazoa, Mollusca, Cephalopoda, Sepiida, Sepiidae. The record is from the annotation of a GenBank genome assembly.
AUGACCGAAACGGAUCUGCAAUUGAUUUAUUAUGAUUUCCAUAAAGUGGCACUGCCAUUUGUCAAGAACCUGCCAAACCUCUUUCCUCCAGUUUGCCAGACUCUAACUUUUUAUUUGAGAAUGGUAUCAUUUGUGAUGGCUUACAGUUUUAUGGAACCAAUCAAUCCAGCACUAGAUCCAUCAGAUACUGAACAAGAAAAGGCCCCACCCAUGCUGGUCCCCAUGGCUGACAUCCUGAACCAUGUCUCAAAACACAAUGCAGAACUUUCUUAUGGUGCUACAUACCUCAAAAUGAUUGCCAUUAAAGACAUAGAAAAGGGUGAAGAGGUCUUCAACACGUACGGAAUGCUGGACAACGCCCAGCUCCUCAACAUGUAUGGCUUUGCUGAACUUUUUCCUGCCAACAUAAAUGAGACGGUGACCAUUCCAAUACGGCUGUUGAAAGAAGUUGCUGAACAAUUGGACGUCCACAAACAGAAACCAGAUUUGUUGUUAUGCAAAUGGAAUUACAUGCAAAAUUCUAAUGUUGGAGAUGAAACUGAUGAAUUUAUUGUUGGAAUGAAAGGCUUCCUCACACGAUAUGAAGUUUUAAUCUGCUUAAAGAUUUUACACAUGGAAGAAACUGCAUUUAAUGCUCAAAAAGACCAAGGUUUUGAUGAAGAUCUGGACAUGUUCUUCUCAGACGAUAAUGAGGAAAAUGAAGAAGAAAACAAUAAUGACGAUGAUGACGACGACGAACUGUUAAAAUUUAAACAUUUGAAGAAGCUGGAUGCUGCCUGGAGAAGGACACUCAGAAUUUGUGCGGAAAAAUGUUUAGAGAGAUACCGAACAAGCUUGGCUGAAGAUACGAGGUUGUUAGACGAGGGACAAGUGAAAACAAGGAUCAAUCGUCAGCGAUACGCAUUCUACACAACAUAUUCACAGAAGAAACUGCUGCAAAGACUCAUUCACUUCUGUAGAGAAUAA